UUACCUGUCUAGGUAAGUCAGGAGCAGGUCAUAGGGAGAAAGAAGCAAACAGUGGGAGGCAGUGGAAGCAGUCUGUCUCCAUCUCUGUCCUUUGAAAUAAAAGGGUACUCCUGCCUUCUGGUCAGUCCCCAGCCCAGUAGAGGCCCAGCUUGGGACACUCUUCGCUUCCCUUCGCUUCCCCUCUGGGAGCCCCUUUCGCCACCCCUGCUCCUUGCUUCAGGCGAUGCCUGAGAGAGAGCUGUGGCCAGAAGGGCCUGGCUCGGAACCUGGGACCCGCGUCGGCAGCCACGACAGCAUGAUGAGCACCGCCUCCGUCCACUCUGGAUCUAGUGAUCACAGCUAUGACUUCCUGUCUGCUGAGGAGAAGGAGUGUCUGCUUUUCCUAGAAGAGACCAUUGGUUCAUUGGAUGCUGAGGCCGACAGCGUUCUGCCUACUGACAAGUCUGAGCCCUCGACAACUCCUCAAGGUUUCGGGGUGCUCUCCAUCACCCCACUGGCUCCCCAUGGAAACUCAGAGGAGACUGUUACUCUGCAGAGACCAGAGCCCAGGACAGUGACCGAGGCAUCCUCGUCUUACCCUCCCGAGGCCCAAGGCCUGGGCCGCAAGUCUGGCUCCUAUAGUCUCCCAAGGAAUAUCCACAUUGGUGGAAACCAGAACCUCAGGCAAGGCACCACCCAGACCAACAGCUACUUCUCUGCGCGAGUCUCUGAGGGGCACCUAGCAAAGCCCAAGGAAGGCGCAGCCAGCCAGAGCAGUGAGCCACACAGGGCACCAGCCAGCCCCCGGAGGGCCAGCCUGCACCUGGACACGGUGCUCAUCCCUCCACCAAAGGCUUUCCAGGACGGCUGGCCAGAGCAGGGUGGGAAAGACAGUCUGCCUAAAGGGCCAGGAGAGCAGAGCCAUACACCCCCAAAGACAGCAGAGGCCAUGUCCAAUAAGGCCAGCAAGAAAGUCACACCAGACAGCCCUGGACAACCACAGCCCCCUCCUGCCCAGCCAUCUCAAGAUGCUAGAGCUAAAGACACUCCCCUCUCAUCAGGGGAUGAUGCAAAUGCUCAUUUGGCUCCCCUCACUGCCCCGAAGCCCAGGAAGCUGCCACCUAACAUUGUUCUGAAGAGCAGCCGAAGCAGUUUCCACAGUGAGCCCCAGAGCUGGCUGUCCCGCCACACUGAAGCUGGAGACACUGGCCACACCUCCUCCUCCCUGCAGGAGCAGAGGAAAGCACGGAGAGAAGCACUGAAGAAACUGGGACUACCUCAGGAUGAAGAGGAGCCCAGCCGCCCCCUAAGCCACCCUGCCAGCUUCAUCAGACCCAAGAAGCCCGCAGAUCAGGGCCCUGCUGCAGUCCCAGCCCCAGCUCAGCCAGCGGCUCUGACUCCAGCCUCAGCAGCUCUUCCUGCUGCAGGGAAGGCUCCAGUCCCGACGAUGGCACCAGUGGGGGGACCUUCCCCAGUGAAGGUUCCAGCUCCAGCCCCAGCCCCGGCAUCCUCUCCAGGCAAGGCUUGCGUUGGUGGACAGGAAGCCCCUCCAGGACAGGCCACAGCUCACAAAUCCAUGCCAAUUCCCAUUCCCAAGACCUCCAAGGCAAGUAGUCCCCUGACUAAGCCAAAGCCGGACUCAGGCCUGACUCUCCAGGAGAGCAGCAUCCCAGGCCUGAAACAGAUGAACUUCAAGUUCAACACUCUGGAGCGUUCGGGUGUCGGGCUGAGCAGCUACCUCUCAGCUGAGAAAGACCCCAGCCCCAAAACUAGCACUUCUCUGGGAAAGGACUCUGUUUUGCAGCACACAUCUCCCAGUGUGCUGCGUAACUCUCGGCCACGCCCUGCCUCCCUGGGCACUGGGAAGGACUUUGCAGGUAUCCAGGUAGGCCGGUUGGCCGACCUGGAGCAGGGCCAGAGCUCCAAGCGUCUGUCCUACCAAGGACAGAGCCCUGACAAGCUUCCCCGGCCCCUCUGCGUCAGUGUCAAGAUUUCCCCAAAAGGCGUCCCUGAUGAACACAGAAGACAGGCUCUGAAGAAGCUGGGACUGCUGAAGGAGUAGCUCUGCCAAAGAGUAAGACUCAGGAGGGACUUGGGGUCCACUCAGGAGCCUUUGUGACCUCAGAGCUCAGGGCGGGCUUGGACAGGCUUUUCAAAGAUGCUUUUGCUCUUUGAAAUGAAGAGAGGGAGAGACUGAAUCCAAGCAUAUGUUCAUAUUGAGAGUCAGGAGCCUGCAUGGACAUAGCUUGACACAAGAGGGUGUGUGUGUCUGUGUGUGUGACGAGUUGUAUAUAUCACUGACAUUAUUUAUGUAACACAAGA
This is a messenger RNA of Octodon degus (degu), 2301 nucleotides long. It is a transcript of the gene CUNH1orf116, whose product is annotated as chromosome unknown C1orf116 homolog. NCBI's taxonomy places the organism in Eukaryota, Metazoa, Chordata, Mammalia, Rodentia, Octodontidae. The transcript is spliced from 4 exons. The record is from RefSeq and is a predicted model, not a curated record. Bases 224 to 2041 code for a protein of 605 amino acids.